This is a messenger RNA of Plasmodium inui San Antonio 1, 3432 nucleotides long. RefSeq lists its product as hypothetical. The transcript has a single exon. The record is from RefSeq and is a predicted model, not a curated record. Gene Ontology annotation, biological process: nuclear polyadenylation-dependent CUT catabolic process; histone mRNA catabolic process; exonucleolytic trimming to generate mature 3'-end of 5.8S rRNA from tricistronic rRNA transcript (SSU-rRNA, 5.8S rRNA, LSU-rRNA). Bases 1 to 3432 code for a protein of 1143 amino acids. Gene Ontology annotation, cellular component: nuclear exosome (RNase complex); nucleolus. NCBI's taxonomy places the organism in Eukaryota, Apicomplexa, Aconoidasida, Haemosporida, Plasmodiidae. Gene Ontology annotation, molecular function: 3'-5'-RNA exonuclease activity; nucleic acid binding; nucleotide binding.
AUGGAGCACUGCAGCAAGCGGAUUGAAGAGCUUCUCAUGGGAAAGGGUGGGAAUGUCCAACUGCCCAAGAACGAAAACGACUACUUAAUAAGGCAGUUACUAAAAAAUGUGAUCGAAAUUGUGAAACUGACUAACAGACUCUCCACAAAUUGUCUCUACGAGAGCAGAGUAGAUGUCAUGUCCAACGAUGAGCAAGUUAAGAAGCUUCAAAUCGAUUUACUAAGAACGGUGAAGGACUUGUUACUAUACAGCUCUAGUGAAAGAACAAAAAGUUCUCUUACGUGGGAGCUUGACGGUGAGCACUUUAUCCUAGGUAAUAAUUAUCAUAUCAUAUCGAACACGCUGGAUGAAAUCUUCACCAGGACGAAGGACUGCUUUCGAUUUUUUCAUCUUAAAGAUAAGGAGGCCUCAAUGUUGGCGUGUAAAAGUAGCAGAGUUGAGGAGAAUUUCCCCCCCGAGUUUGCUUCUUCCUCAAGGGAGUAUCUCCCCCAAAGGGAGGGAAGAGAGUCAGCAGAUAGUGAUUCAGAGGAGAAAGAAGAUGAAAAUCCGAAGGGGAGAACCAACCCAGAUAGUAACCAAAAGUAUAAGAGGAAUAAAGAUCCCAAUUUCCACGCCCAAACGGGUGAAGAGGAAGGAAGAGAUAACACCUUUCAGCUAAUCUUCCAGUCAAACAUCUUGCACAUUCAGAGCGAAUCGGACGAGAGUUCCACAGAGAAGACAAAUGAAAAAAAAACAAAAAAGGAAAUGAGCAAAAAUAGGAAAAGAAGGAGGCAAUCCAAGAGAAAAGGGAACAGUGAAGAGAACCCCCAAAUGAUGGAUAGUUUCUCCCCAUUUAGGAAUAGAUCGAAAAAAAUACAGUACGCCUGGUUACACCUGAUUAACAAUUAUGUUACCUUCUUCAUCCCCCGUCUAACUGUGAAGCAUAACAGACUUGCUGAUCUGGAGAGAUGCUUUCUCGAAGCAGUCAGGUGCCUGCAGAGCUACAUCCAGAAGAAGAGGAAAGUUCUUCAAUAUAGGGAACUUUUUAACGGCAAUAAGCUCAAGCAUAUAAGUCGUGGGGAUAUUCUCGAAGAGAUAUUUCAAGAGGACGAGCUGGGAGACGCAUCUGGGGGCACGAUGGAAGAGGUGAAGACAUCCCACUCGUGCAGCAGCUCGGGGGACUCCUCGGAAGAGCUUACUGUCCCCCCAGAACGGCUUACCUCCCCCCCGGAUGAGGAUUUUUUUUGGAAGAUGCUAAAAAGGCUAGAUAAGGAUAUAAAUAAGUAUGGCCCCAAAUUUAGCAAGCUGGGCCAUCCGUACAGUUACGAAAUAAAUGACAUGAUUAAUCGGUAUCACGAAUGGGAUGAAAGUGUGUCUCCCUUCGUGAAAAUAACCCCUCAACUGCACAAACCGGUGCCGUUAAGCGAGAAGGAGUGCAAAAUGAUUAGCACUGAAGGGGAUCUUCUCGAAAUGGUGCAUACUAUUAAAGAAAUGUGUACUAAAGUGUCCCUCUCCCUUGUGGUGAAUUAUAAGAACACCUACCGAGGUUUCACGUCCCUAAUUCUAGUGGGAACACAACAGUGCGAUUACAUCAUUGAUGCACUGAACAUGUUUGAGAAGAUGCAUGAGCUGAACGAGGUUACUACAGAUCCGAAUAUCCUCAAAAUUGUGUACAAGUCGAAAAAUGUCAUACCAGUAAUGCAGAAGGAUUUCUCGAUCUACUUUGUUAACAUUAUUGACAUUUCUGUUUGUUCGGAUUUUCUGAACGUGAGAAACUCCUUACCCUAUCUAGUGCACAAUUACUUCCAUGUCAGUGUCAAUUCUCCUGGUCAUGGAUUAAAUGCUCUCACAAGACCGUUGUCUCCUGACUUGGUUCAUAAUUUGAGGAUGCCUUUCCACUAUCUGUACUACCUCUUCGAGUACGUCAAAACGGAUUUGUAUUUCAACUACAUAUUUGCGCAAUACCGGCGGGGGGGAGGCGAAUGUAACAUGGGCGAGAUGGACAAGAAGGACGAGAAGGACGCGAGGGGUGCGAUGGAUGAGAUGGACUCGAUAGACCCCCUGGACGCGAUGGACACGCUGCAACGGCUGCUCGAUCAAGACGGUCCCCCCCGAAGCAACGUGUACGUACACUUCGAAAAUAUAAAAUUCGAAGAUGCAUCGGAAGAGGAACAAAAAUAUGGAGAAGAAAUUAUCAGGAAGGUAUUCAGAGAGAGCAAUAAGAUGUGCCUUCUGGAGUAUAAGGUAAAAGACGUGUGUGAUGUGGAAAAGACAAAAGAAAAAAUCAAAAAGAUUAUAAAAACGUCCUAUUAUCACUACACCAGUUGUGAUCCCUUAAUAGAAAAUAUAUUAGUGUGGAGAGAAAAGCUAGCCAAGAAAAAUGACGAAUCUCCGGAUAGCAUAAUUAACAUCCACACCAUAAUUUCCAUUAUUCUAAAUAUGCCUACUUCGAUUUCAAGCUUAAAGAAUAAUAUCAUUCCCAUGUCUAAUCACAUUUCCGAAAAUCUGGAGACACUCUUUGAGAUAAUUAUCAAAUCGAAUAUGAAAAAAAAAACCAAUCCACAAUUUUAUCGAAAUUUUAUUCAAAAUGAGAAGGCGAACAUUUGUGACUGCAACAGUGAACAGGAAUUCAAUUCCGUGGAACGCCCCUUCCCUAGGGAGGCACAAAGAGGCGUAGGUGGAGAGCAGGUGGAGGGGGCAGACGAAGCGAAGGGAGUCCUCAUUGCCCCCCCCAGGAUGCACUUUCAGAGCAUUUCGGAGGGGGCCCCACGUGAGGCGCAUCCUCCCAAUGGUGGUGAAGACGGCGAUGACGAUAGCAAUGGUGUUGGUGAUAGGGAUGGCGAUGACGUUGCCAAUGGUGUUGGUGAUAGGGAUGGCGAUGACGUUGCCAAUGGUGUUGGUGAUAGGGAUGGCGAUGACGUUGGCAAUGACGUUGGCGAUGACCCUUGCUCUGCCCCACGUAGACCCUGCGAUGGAUGCGGUAACGAAAAGGAGGCGAGCGCAGAGGGAGAAGCCCCCACAGUCAGUGCGACUGAUCAGACCUUCACCCUGGAAAGAACAUUCUUUGGUAACGACGAAAAUGACGAGGAGCCCAGCAAGGAACGUAAAACCCCUGUCAGCAAAGACGGGAAAUAUGAAAACUACGCUUUGCUGUCGUCCCUACUUAGCUACGUCAAAGAGAAGAACCAGAAAAGGUGUAAAACUUCUGAGCAUCGAGAGAAGGAAGAAAAUGUGAAGACGGAAGAAGACGGGGUACAAAUGGAGAAGCAGAGGACCACUUACCAAAGUGUGAAAACGCAACUACCCCACGACGUUGCUAACAACCCUUGUGGCAAAAAAAAAAUUAAACAAAUACAACACCAGUCGUACAACCAGCAGUAUAACAUAAAGAAAAGAAAGGGGCUGUACUCUCAAAAUAUUUUAAGCGAAAUGAACAAAAAGUGGAAUGGCUAA